UAGCCGUCUCGCUCUGCCUCUCGUCCUUUUUCAAUUUUAAACCUUUUUUGCACAACCUAGUCAAGAUUAUAGGACAGUACAUAAUCAGCGCUAAUACACUUAUUCCUCGAAUUCUUACAUUUUAUAACUGAUAUGGCAGACUCUUCGACGGCUGUACCCACCAUUUCCAUAAUAACCCCAGAAUUGAAGGUUGAAGAUUGUCAAGUACCUAGUGGAUCUGUUACUCCAGAAUCACCCACCAUAUUUGAGUUUGCCAAACAACUUGAGAAGCAACAGAAAGCUGGCUCAUUUGGCACUAUUGAUUCAGAGGAUGUCCAUCAUCAAAAACAAAACCAGCUGAAUGUUGAUGAAGCGAUUGAUUUAGAAUACAAAAAAGAAAACAGUAAAAACACUUGUAAGGAAAGCGAUGGAACGAAAGAGCAGGAUCUUUUAACAGAAGAGCAGAGCAAUAAAGCUUGGUGUAGUAAAGAGAAACUUGAUUCACCAGACACUGCAGAUACUGCCAUUCGAUCAUUCUAUCAUGGGAAGAGUAUUUUGAUCACAGGUGCAACUGGAUUUAUCGGCAAGGCUGUUUUAUGGAAACUGAUUCAGUCACUGCAUGAUUCUGUUGAUAAAAUAUACUUGCUUUUUACCCAGCAACACAGUAGACAAAGGCUAACAGCCAGAGGGAGGUUUUAUGAAGACAUUUUAUCAAAUAAAGCUUUCACCACUUUACGUAGGUCCAUCGGAGCAGCCGAAUUCGAUGAUUUUGUUGAUAGAAGAGUGUAUCCAUUUUAUUGCGAAUUGACCGAAAGUAAUAUUGGACUGUCAGAUACGGAUAUACAGCUAAUAUCAGAACACUCAGGGCAGCAAAAUAUGAUUGUUUUUCAUUGUGCUGGUAGUAUGGAUGGCGCAGAGUCAAUUCACCAAACUGUCAAGACAAAUACUUAUGGUACUCUACAGCUCUAUAACUUCCUUAAGAAAAACCAGCAAUGGACAAUAUUAGCUUUCCUUCACCUAUCGAUUCUUCAACCGCAAUUCAAAAAUAGCAGUGAAAACUAUUUAUAUCCUUUACCAGAAUUCACAACAAUUGAGAAUGAGCAGCAGCCUUCAGUAAUGGAACUCUUAGGUGAAUGUAUGAAUCCCCAGUCAGAAGUCAUUCAGCAAGUUAUGCAGCAGCAACGAAAAUAUGGAUCGAAUAACAUGUACAAAAAUUCUUAUCUAUUCGCUAAAUCUCUAACAGAACAUGUGUUGGUGGAUCAAGUGAUACGGAAUAAAGAAGUUGGAAUGGAACAGAUUCCGAUAGCGAUAUUGAGAUUGAGUUCAGUCGGCCCUAGUGUACAGGAGCCAUUGAUUGGUUGGGCCGAUGGUGUCAACGGUCUGAAUGGGAUAAUCUUGUUGAUGGGCAAAGGAGAUAAUAAAGUAAUACCGGCUAGCUCGGGUCACACAGUGGCUGAUGUUGUACCAGUGGACUAUGUGGCACGUUUGAUGAUAUGUAGUGCUGCUACUAUUAUAAAUCCCAAUACUGCUCAAGGCGCUUAUACCACACCCAAACCAAUACCAUCACAAACAUCCGCCACUUCGACAAAUGUAGCAACUGUAUUGUCUGCUGCAACCAAUAAUAGCGAAAGUAGACAAUUCACUAUGCUACCAUCAGAAUAUGCAGCUUCUAAACGUCCUUCAGCUACCUCACGCCAUAAAAGAACCUCAAGCGUAGCAAGCAAUAGACGUAGCUUUCAACUUUAUUCCAACAGCUCAAAGAACGUAUUACCACCACAACAAUGUACUAUACCCGUGAUAUACCAUGUCUCGAAUGCUGAUAAACGCCCUGUUAGUUGGCAAAUGGCCUAUAAUUCCAUACGCCAGUACUGGAUGAAAGCCACCAAUGUUACUUUAUUACCAGCUAAAUCAUACUUUACGACUUCGCCACUGUCCAUAGAUACGCCUUCUCCUAGGAGUUCCUUGAUAAAUGAAACAGCAAUUACAGCAGUAGCAGCCGCAGGAGUUGGCCUUUCGAGGGCACGUACUGUUAUGACGUCUUUACGCGGAUACUAUUCAGGGAAUUCUCAUGAUAAUUCCAUUAAGAGAAAGUCACUUAUAACGCAGCAACAAAAUCGAACAGUAAACAGCAAUCGUAAUUCUCAUCGAAUGAGUCGAACUUUGGAUAAAGCAAGUAAAUCUACUUUUAUAAUGAAGGACACUAUUUAUUGUAACGCUUCCGGUACUUUCUUCGAUGCAAAUGAUGUGAUUUCGACCACUAACAAAGGCAGCUCACCAGAGGGUAUCAGUAACAUAAUGUACCUGAACAUGGCAUUGAGGUUCUGUGAUUUUCGAUCAUGUUUGGAAGCUAAUGAUACAUUUGACCCCAACUUGCUUGUUCCAGAGGACGCUGACCAUCAGUUUUGGGUUAGCUACUUUCUCAACGCUAGUUACGGUAUACACUACUUUGUAUGUCAGGAAAUCAGUCAUACUCGCAUCCCCACACCUGUUUCCGGCUGGAAUUGCAGCAUACAGCCUGUCAUUGAAGGUGUUGAUGAAGAAGAGGCAGAUUAUUACCAACAAGUCAUUGCUCGUCAAGUGAAUAGUAUCAUUUUUUCGCAGGAUCAAGUAACUCAACGAACCAACCGCAUGGUCCAGCAUGUCAAAUUUCUUUUGCAACAUCCUCAUAUUGCUACUGCUGAAAUGAGAGCUGCAGUUCAACAAAAGAAAAAAGAUAGUGUUUGGUUAACGGACUUGGACGAUGCUCUUGAUGAUUACUGUCAAGAUGAUGAUAUACUUCAAUAUCAAGAAAACAGUAGCGGUAUGAAAGAACAUAGUAGUCACCGUACCAUUACAAUGGCCUUGGGAAGAUGGCGACGCAAAGUAGGUAGUUCGGAUGAGUCUGUCAAAGUGAUUGUUUUGAAUGAUAAACGGGUCAAUCAAGCUAUUACCCACAUUACUCAAAAGGCCGGUGUCUCAAAACAAACUGCUGUUAAUGAAGCCAUCAAAAUUUUAAUGCGUAUGAGUGAACGUACCCAGCUUGCAUUUGUUUGGUUCACAGGUUCUUUCCUUCGCUCCCUCUUAGAUAAUAUGUUUGAUCAUGUUCGUAUUUCAAAAGAUCAGUUACGUAUGAUACGACAAGCUACUAUGGGCAAACGUGUAGUCUAUGUUCCUGUUUCUAAAUCCAUAUUAGAUCCUCUGUUAGUAUGGUACCUCGCUAUUCGUUAUCGUUUACCUGUCCCUGCAUUAGCAUGCGAUGAAGUAUUGGUACAUAUGGGACCUAUUUCUGAUGUAUACCGAUUAGCUGGCGCUUACUAUAUUAAAAGAGAUAGGACGAAGCGUUCACCCUUGAAUUCAGCAGUAACAGCAGCAUAUACACAAGUACUAUUGAGGGAACAUGGCGCUUUGAGUUUUUGUUUAGAAAGAUCACGAUCGCGGACUGGCAAAUACCAGGAGGCUUAUCCAGACGGAUUUGUCGACAUGAUUAUCGAGGCAACCUUACAAACUAACCAAGGCUCUUCUUCAUCGUCCAGAGUAUCAUCAUCUAAUUAUAGUAGUGGUGCCGCUACGAUUGGAAAUACAUUCUCUAGAAUUGUCUCGGCAGAGAUAACGUCACCACCAGAAUCCCCUUCUUCAGCUGUGACUACAGACAGUGCAUCCUCAACUUUAAGUAUGGAGAGUACAGCUUCAAAAGAACAUCAGCAACGUCAAUACUUUUCACAGCGCAAAGUUCAUAAAGAUGUUGUAUUUGUGCCUCUCAAUAUCACUUAUGAGAAUGUGCCUGAAUUGUCCUAUUUAAUUGAUCAAGUACUUGAAUCUCGACCUAUGUCCACUGCUAAAGUUUCUUCUGUAGAUAGAAGCGGCACUAUGUCAUCCCGUCCUUCACUUGUUUCAAGUAUGUCUUCCCCACCGUCUUCGCCCUUAUCUACCAUUCCUCAACGGUCCUCGACUAUUACUCUGAUGCGCCCAAGUGAAGCCAAAGAUCGUCGCAAGACAUUAUUAUCUGAGUCUCAGGGUGGUAUUGCAUCGGAUUUGAUUAAAAAGAAAGGCGGUCAUAUCACAUUCGGUGUUGGUUCUUUGAUUAGCGUUCAAGAUGUGGCAGAAGAGGUUAGUCGGCAAAUGCUAUCUGACGAAGGGUCCUCUGUAACGAACACAUACGAAGAUGAAUUAGUGAUAGAGAUUACAAGGCGCAUUCACGAAUCACAACGUAAAGCUCUCGUCGUCUCCCCUAUCUCUAUGAUAUCUGCUAUUAUUUUAUAUGGCCGUGCUACCCAUGGUGUAUGUAUAGGUAAAAUAAAAGACUUGAUGGAAUGGAUGAAAAGCGAAAUUAUUCAGUACUAUGGAUAUACUGUUGAAUGGCAAGACGGAGAGGACCUCGAUACCAUCAUUUUGACUAGCUUCAAAUUACUUGACGAGGCCAAGAACAUUAUUAUUGAAGGAUCCAAUGGUACUAAAGAUUACAUAAAUGACGAUAACACCAAUAUUCGUGUCAAUGAUCAUGCUGAUAACGUCAUGACGCUAUCAUACUAUGCCAAUCAAAUGGUCGAUAUCUUUUUGCUUGAUGCGUUUUUUGCUGUUGUCUAUUUGUCAUUCUUGGAAGACGAUGUGCUUCUAGAAGAAUUCAAAGACCGAUUCCGUUUCUUAUUACAACUGCUGGAAAAAGAAUUUGUAUUGCUGUGGAAUCUAGAAGAUAAGUUCAAGACAGUUAUUGAUCGUUAUUUAGCCAAGAAAUUCAUUCGUUUCACAGAAGAUGAGGAUACCAAGAAGGGCGGCAUGAAGCGACUAGAAUUACUGGUCAAUAUGGAGAAUGAUCCUGUGCGUUACGAACGAAUGAUCUUUUUGGCGUCAUUAGUAUACCCUACAGUGGAUGCUUAUUGGAUUACAUCAUGUUCUCUAUCGGCUUUAGAAGCAGUACCUAUGUUACCUCGUAGUGUCGUGCCUUUGUUGACACAGUGGAUUGCCACCCAUUUGAUAUCUGGUAGACGUACUUUGUAUCGUGAAGUUCUAUCGACAGAGUCAAGUAAAAUAGCCGUAGACGUCUUUAUGUCUAUGGGCUUCCUACAUGAAAUUCAAUCAAAAGAAAAAUUAUCACCAGACGCACAAAUUUUGCUGCAUGAAUUAGGAGUGCCCACAUCAGAAAUCUUGAUUGAAUUAACAGGACAAAAUAAGAAUGGAGGCAAGACUCCUAUAUCGCCGCAAGAUCCUGAAGGCAUGAUGAAGGCGGUUAUGGCACAAAUUCAAAUGAAUCGUGCUAAUUCGAAUAUGGCUGACCUUUGCCAACAAAUUGAUACCUACCGCCUGGGUGCUGCUUCACAGAGGGAAAGCUUUCAGAAUGCGCAAGUCUUCCAAAAAUGCUUACGACAAAUCAAAGGUAUUUUACAAGCGAAUACAAGUUUCGCGAAAAGACGGCAUAUUGAGUUACCUUCUGAGGAUGAACAUGGUUUGGUACAAUUGGUAUAUUCAUUGUUAGCUAGUAGCGUACCAGCAAGUGGGGACAGAGCAGCGCAGGUUCGUGCUUUGAGGCGAAUUUCUGAGGCCUAUAAUUUGCGUUAAGCAAUUCUGAAUCUAUUACUUCUCUCCGUCUAUGUUCUUAAUUACUUCAGUUCCUGGUUUAUUUAUAUUGCUAUAUACAUUAUCUUACUCAACGGCUUCAAACUUCGUUGACAAUAAUCCAUAUUUGUAGACAAAACCUCUCUCCCCCCACCCCCAACCUCCUUAACUUUGUAUUGCUAUUAUUUGUAACGUGACAGACUAAAAUUGUAUGUGAUUGGUAUUAGCUUGUGCGAGAAAAAGGAAAUAAAAUGGCGGUUUC
Messenger RNA from Mycotypha africana, 5770 nucleotides. Its product is annotated as male sterility protein-domain-containing protein. The transcript has 5 exons. The coding region runs from base 133 to 5511 and encodes 1792 amino acids. The record is from RefSeq and is a predicted model, not a curated record. Lineage: Eukaryota; Fungi; Mucoromycota; Mucoromycetes; Mucorales; Mycotyphaceae. Gene Ontology annotation, cellular component: mitochondrial membrane.